AUGCUCAAAUUCGGUUCCAGAAGGUGUGCGUCCACUUUCCAAAAAGCAGACGCCAAACUCGAGCAGUUUUACAAGUAUCAUGCUACUCAGGCAUCGUUGAGACCGUGGAUUUACAGACCACGUAAUGGUAACAUGCUUCUGACCAUGGACCUGAAAGACCCAGAGUCGGAUGCUCCGCUGAAGCCAAGAGCACCCGUGAAGCCCCUGAGUCGCAAAACCCUCAAUACUUACAUAUGGUCGGCACAAGAGGCGUCGCAAUUGCUCGAUCUCUUGCACAAAUGGACGUCGUUGACGACCAGAAAAGUCGGGAUCUGGCACUAUUUCACCGCCAGUCAUCUUCAGAACAUUCUGUUUGCCUCCACGUUCAAGCUCGGUAAGCUUUCGUCGUUCCUAAAGCAUCUGUAUCUGUGGCGUCCUCGUUUCGUGGAAGCCCACAACGGCGCUAUUUUCGACGUGGAGCACUUUUUCAACUCUGUCGUGACCUGUCAACUGCAUAGAAACAGCUCAAGGAACCUGUGCGACGCAGAAACAGCUCAAAACAAGCUUCUCACCGCAUGGAGCCAAGUCAAUGACAAGAAAAAUGAAAGCGGGCUCACCUCUCACCUGGUCGCCGCUCUCGCCAAGCAACAGGGCUUUUCUGCAGAUCUGCCGCUCGCAGGACUAACCCAAGCACCUCUUGUUCUUCCAACUGCAGAUUUCGAGCAUUUAUCGAAUGGCAAACUCGCCGCUUUUUUAAGCGAGAACAAAUUCAAAUAUAUCAUGGCUCGCAGUCUGUUGGAGUAUGGUAACUCUGUUCCAACUGCUCUCGAAUUUGUCGAGAAUUACAAAGCCAUUUUGGAAAAGCUGAAGCGUCCCGAUAUUUACCACGAAUACGUUGCCAACGCUAAAACUUUGGCUACGGUACCGACGCCUUCGACUAAUGCAGCCCCUCAUCCAGCUGCUGAACAAUGA
This is a messenger RNA of Lachancea sp. 'fantastica', 951 nucleotides long. Lineage: Eukaryota; Fungi; Ascomycota; Saccharomycetes; Saccharomycetales; Saccharomycetaceae. The record is from the annotation of a GenBank genome assembly.